AUGGAUUUAACGGAUAUUACUACUGUCACUAUUGGCAUCAAUGAGUAUGUCAAUCUUUUUCAGUGGGCUAGAUAUGCUAUUUCAUCCAAAUGGAGAGGCACUCAGGAGCAAGGGUUUCAAAAUAAAUUAUAUAACUUGCAGAGUGUCUUGCAACGCCUCAGUGACAGUCUUCCAGCAAUGUAUGACCUCAUUAAUCGAGUGGAGUGGAGAAGCCACAUAGUUGGCGUGGCUGAGUUCCUUCCAAAACUCAAGGAUGCAGUCUAUGAUGUUGAAGACCUUCUUGACGAGCUCAGAUGGUACAACCAUAAGGUGAUAGUGGAGGGCAAUUCAAGCCAAUCAUCUAUUACUGACUUCUUUAACAGCUUCAUCAAUGUGAAUGAUAUCCAUGAAAGGCUAGAUCACAUUUCCAAUCGCCUAGAUAAGAUGGGGUUGGGUGAACUGACACCACGGUUUGACAGAACAGUCAGGCCAGAGACUAGCUCUUUCCCCAAUGAAACAAAAAUAUUUGGUCGUGACAUGGAGCUAAAGCAGAUAUUGAGAGUGCUCGGUGUGCCUACACAUAGUCAUUCGAAAAACAAGUGGGAAAGUCGUGCUAAUAAAUCAAGAUUACCCAAUCUUCCAGUUUCAUCGAUAGUUGGAAUUGGGGGUGUUGGAAAGACCACUCUGGCCCAACAUAUAUGUAGUCAUCCACAAGUGAAGUCUCACUAUGACACAGUAAUUUGGAUUUGCGUCUCAGAUGAUUUCGAUGAGAAGAGGCUAACUAAAGAGGCUAUAGAAUCAUGUCCCGAUAAAGAGGCAACAACUAACAAUCUGAAUUCUCUUCAGCUUGCUCUUUCUAAUGUAUUGCACAACAGAAAGUUCUUGAUUGUCCUUGAUGAUAUGUGGGAUGAUGCUUUGAAAGAAAAUGGUCAGUGCUGGAAGAGGUUUUGUGCACCUUUCAGAAAUGUGCUACAAGGAAGUAUGAUGUUAGUCACCACUAGAUCUCGAAAAGUUGCUGAUUUAGUACGCACAAUGGAGCCAAUUAUAUUAGAGGGUUUAAAGGAUGAUGAAUUUUGGAAUUUCUUCAAACUAUGUGUGUUUGGAUCUGAGAGUUCCAAUGAUUUUCCAGAGUUGGAUCUCAUUGGUAGAAAGAUACUUCCUAAAUUGAAGGGCUCUCCUUUAGCGGCUAGAACUCUUGGACGUAUGUUACGGGAUGACCUUCGUACAUCACAUUGGAAUAAUAUACUAGACAGUGAAUUGUGGGAGUUGGACCAAGAGAGGACUGAAAUUGUGCCAGCUCUACGGUUGAGCUACAUAUAUUUACCAUUCCACUUGAAGAGAUGUUUUUCAUUUUGUGCUAUGUAUCCCAAAGAUAAGGAGUUUGAAAAGGACAACAUAGCGGAAAUUUGGGCGGCAGAAGGCUUUGUGAAAUGUCAAGGUGUUGUUCCACUUCAACAUAUUGGCUGUCAAUACUUUAAUGACCUUUUAAAUCGGUCCUUCUUUCAAGAAGUUCAAGGAAAAUACUUAAUCCAUGACUUGUUGCAUGAUAUGGCACAAAAAGUUUCCGAGGAUGAUUGUUUCAUUGUGAAAAGGGCGUCUGACUUCAAAAGGAUUCCUCAGAAUGUCCGGCAUUUGUCAGUACUCAAUGGCAAAGGCAAAUACAAUUUUGACUUGUCGAGCCUAUGCCAGUACAAAAAGCUGCGUACCCUUCUUUGCAACAAACCUUUGGGAAAUAAAAAAACCUCAGGUCGUUUGGUGGGAGAUUGGUGCAAUGAACUUCUGCGUAUGCGUGUGAUUGUUUGUGCAUCUUUGAAUGAGUUACCAGCUAGCAUUGGCAAACUGAAGCAUCUUCGAUACCUUGAGAUAUCAAGAUCUUGUUAUGUCACCAGUUUUCCUACAACAUUAUGUAGGCUCCAUAAUUUACAUGUUUUAUGUGUCAAGAAAUGCCAGGUAGAAAGCUUGCCUAGUGACUUCAAUAGGUUGAUCAACUUAUGGAGAUUUGAAUCACAGGGAUUUAAAUAUGGUCCAAAUAUUAGAGGAUUUCCAGAAGAAUAUUAUGGAGUACAUAUUGAUGCAGCCGAAGAUAAGUGUGGACUAGGAUGUAGGUUGAUAAAGAAUAUGAAGCAACUUCGUGGGCAUUUGGCGAUAACUGAUGUUUACAACCUAAGCAAGUAUCAUUCAGCAGAAGCCAAACUAAAGAAUAAGGAAUGUUUUGACAAGAUGACGCUGCAUUGGGGACAUCUGGGUAGAAUAUUCUUUGCCACUUUAGAGGAAAACGAUAUAGAAGUCCUUGCAGAUCUACAACCUCCUGCUAGUAUCAAGUCUCUAGUCCUUGACGGGUAUCCAGGUGUUGCCCCUCCGAGCUGGUUUGAGCCACAAAGCCUGUCAAGCUUAACAUCCGUUUCAUUUGUUUGUUGUAAUGGACUCGAGAUACUUAGCAGCACUGGUUUCUCGUCCCUGACAGAUCUAAUCAUUGAUCGUUGCAACCAUUUAUCAAGUCUCGAACAGCUUCUCCAUCCAACUUAUCUGCCAGCUAUCAAGAAAAUUGCAAUAAUGAGUUGCUGGAACUUAAUAACAGUAGGGACCGAAAGAUUUGGGGAUUUUCAUUGCCUUGAAAUAUUCAAGCUGAUGAAUUGUAGAAACAUAAACUCCGAGAGUUUGACUUCCCCAUCUCUCAAGAAGCUCGUGCUAGAUGGUAGCUGUGGGAAUCUCACAGACAAUAUCCAAUGCCGCUCUCUCACCAACUUUUACCUGACACACGGCAGUCUCACGUCCAUCCAACUACAUAUGUGGAAUCUUCCUGCUCUACAGGAAUUGCAUAUUAAAAAUUGUGAAUCUCUUACAUCUAUUGGAGAAGCUGGACAGGUCUUCCCCAACCUCACUUCCCUAACAAUCAGUUACUGCGUAAAACUGUCAACCAUUGAUGGUUUCCUAGAAAUAGAAUAUCUACCUGCCAUUGAGAGUAUUACAUUUCACUGCUGUCCAAAAUUGUUCAUGUACGGUAAAAGGUUUGGGGAUUUUUCUUCUCUGAAGAAUUUGGAAAUUUCUUAUUGCAAGGGUAUCAACUGGGAGGGAUUGGUGUUAUUACCAUCGUCCCUCCAAAGUCUCCACUUAGAAGACUGUGGGGAUAUCUCUGUAUUUAUUCCCAGAUGCUUAGAAAACCUCCAAUCCUUGGUUUCACUAAAAAUAUUAUGGUGUUCGCAUAUAAGAUCCAUUCCAGGCCACCUUUGGAGCAGUACUCUCUCAUCACUCCAGGAAUUACAGAUUUACUAUUGUUCAAACAUUGUUUCUAUUGGUGGAGCAGAUGACAUUUCAGAAAUACAAAAUGUGUUGAUUGAGAGCUGUUACUGUUUGAGGGGUAUAGAGCAGCCCAUGAAAAGAGGCAGCUUCUUGAUAUCCAAGAAGCAGGAGCAGCCUGUGAAAACAAGCUCAAAUUCGGUCUGGUGUAUGCCCACGAGGGAUUGGUGA
Triticum turgidum subsp. durum (durum wheat) is the source of this 3447-nucleotide messenger RNA. NCBI's taxonomy places the organism in Eukaryota, Viridiplantae, Streptophyta, Magnoliopsida, Poales, Poaceae. The record is from the annotation of a GenBank genome assembly.